GAUAUACUCAAAGUAACAACAGUAAGUGCCUAUCAAUCUGUCAUUUAGACAACCGUGAUAUAUGAAUGUAAAACAUGGAUACAUGCAAAAAUAGUAGAGAACUGGAAAGCAAAAAUUAUUUUUUGAGAAAUUCAAUUACAAAAACUAGGUAUGAGAUGAAUAACAAAUAGGGGAAAAGGUGAGAAUUAAAUUGGAAACCUAACACAGUAAAUGUAGUUGUACUACGCAGUCUACUAUUUUAACUUCAAAUUAAAAAUAGAAUAUGAAUAUUUAUGGUGGUGAGAUAAUUCUUAGGAAUUUUCAAUAUUCGCAACCAUUGUGUAUUACAAAUUUGUUGAAACUUAUAAACUUGAAUCAGAAUCAAAUACCAAAAUUUUAGUAAAUUAUUACUGCCGAGGUUAAGUGUGGAAAUGUUAAAUAUAUUGAAAAAUCUCAAUGUUGAAAAGUAAUAAACUAAAAUGAAUAUAAUUAUCAAAAGUCAAAGGUUAUUUUUCACUAUAUAGGUAUCUGUGUGGUUUAUUCACUAACUCUAUGAAUAUUUUUUUAUAUUAAUGACCUUAUAUCGUUUUUAGCUGUAUCCAUAGAGUUACAGAAGAAAUUUAAUUUUAUAUUAAAAAUAAAUUAAUCAUUCCAAUAAGAUUCGAUUUUUUUUGCAUUUUAUUUUUUACAGAUUUCUCAGAAUUUAGAUUUCAUCUUAUAACUAUUUUAUUUAUUACCAAAUCAUUUUAAUGUUAAAUGAAGGAUUGAAUUGAAAGUGGGACAUGAGGAUGGGAUCUGAAAAUAUCUUGAGUUAUAAGAAUUAUUAUGGUUGCUUAAAGGAUUCAAUAAUGCAAUUUAUGUUCAGAAACGGUGUGACACGCAUCUAGUAAAUAAUAAUUUAUCACUUACCUCAUUAAAGGCCAUAUCUGAAGGUAGGUAGCUCGGUAGUUCGAUGGCCUUUCACCCAAAAGAUGUCAAACACAAUCUUUUUUUCUUUAUGAAAUAUUUAUACAAAAGAUCGAACUACUUAUAUAACAGGCAACACUCAUCCCUCGAACAGAUCCUAAUUUCUAUGCGAUUCAUUUGGUAAAAGACCCAUUUGUAAACAACAAAAAAUUUACAUUCCUCAGGUGAGCUAAGUGAACACACCUUUUGACUAAUCACUAACUGAAUUAAACACUAUAAUAGACUCAGGAAUGUAUGAAUGUUAAUGAGAUAAGGAACUUAAUUAUUUAAUAAUGAGAUUUACGACGAUUUUCACUUAUUUUCCAGGAACAAUUGACAUUUCACACAUAACACUUGUCAGAAGAAGCCAUAUGCAUUUUGCAUUCUAUGACAUUACGAGAUGUCAUAACAUGACAUGACAAGAACUUUAAUUUCUGUAGUCAGUCAUGGUAGAUAAACAUAAUACAAGAAACAAUGACGUCAUUACAUUAACAUAUAUAAAAAUAAUUCGAUUAGAAGAUAAAAAGUUUCUAUUUUUAUACUUAAUUCAUAAUUACACAAGAAAUUUUGGAAUAUUUGUGAAAGAAGAAGAUAACCUUUUUUCUCUAUGUUAAUUAUGAAUAUUUGGAAAAUUAACAAACUUAAAUCUUGUAAGACUAAUUUUAUCCUAAAAAAUGGCUGGAGAAGUUGUAGUAGAUGCUUUACCAUAUAUUGAUCAAGGUUAUGAUGAACCAGGAGUCAGAGAAGCGGCAUUUGCUAUGGUUGAAGAGGAAUGUCGAAGAUAUCGACCAACAAAAAAUUACUUGGAACAUUUACCUCCUCUCAACAUAUCCUCUUUCGAAACACCAAUCAUGCAUAAUGAAUUCGAAAGGUUACAGAACAGAUUACCAAUGGAAACACUAUCUAUGAAACGUUAUGAACUACCACCACCACCAAGUGGAAAAUUAAAUGAAGUAGGAGCUUGGAAUGAAUGUGUCGAUAAUUCCCAAGCACAGUUGGAGCACCAAGCAGUUAGAAUUUUAAACUUGGAACUUAUGUUAGAAUAUUGUUGUCCGGCCUGGAAAAGGUAUCUACAAACUCUAGCUGACUCAGAGAAAAUAGCUUCCAAGAAGUUGAUGGAAUUAAGACGACAAUUACAACAAGUAAAUUGGCAGAGAAAAUCGUUGCAAACAAAAGGUGGAGAUCAAUUAAAGGCACUAGAAGCUAAAUGGGUGGCUCUGGUGUCUCAUAAUUAUGAAAUAGAGCAAGCGUGUGUCAUGACUGAAGAGUAUUUAGCUCAAAUCAAACAAAAUCCUAAUAUUCACCAUAAACUUCACGAAUCAAUCAGUAAUUGAUACUAUUUUUUUUAUUCUCAAAUAAUUGUGUGUCUAAAUGUAUAAUUUGGAGAUAUGAUAGGAAAUAAAAGAAUUUAUUUUACUUUUUUAUAUAUGCAUAUAUUUUAUUUCAAAGUCUAUAAACCAACAAAUGAUAACUCAAAUUAUAAAAUAGUAUAUAAUCUAUCAUAUGUUGUAAACAGGAGUACCAUCUUUAUUCCAAGUAUUUUUCACUUUUUCAAAUGCCAUUGUAAUGUAAAGAGCUGAAAUACAACAUAUAUAAGAAAUAUUUAUAUAAAAAUGGAUUGAAGAUAUAUCAAAUUCUCCAUAAUGUAUGUUUUAUCGAAAAAAAUUUAUUCUUAUUCUUGAUAUAUUUUGGAAUUUAUCUUAAUUCCACACUGAUACUAUUUAAUGUAAUAAUAUAUACAAAAUAAUAAAUAAAUAAAUAUCUUUAUUUAGCACUUGGCAACUUAUAACUAAAUUAGAAACAUUACAAAAUCAACUUUGAUUGCACAAAUAUGUAAACAGUCGUUUACUAAAUUUAUAUAUAUUUGGUACAUUUUCAAUAUCAUCACUCAAUUCAUUAAAAGAGCGAAGCCCUUCAUAAAACAGUGUUUUUUGCAAUGCUGAGGUUCGUACAAUGUCGUGAUUAUAGUUUUGUUUGGAUCUAACAUAAUUAUGAAACUGCAGUCGUUUCUUUAUGUAUGCAUAAAUACUCUAGCAUUAGGUUAUGUUCAAUUUUAUAUAUUAAAAGGAUAUUCGCUCUUUUAAUGUUCUGCUCAACAGUUAGCCAAUUUAGAGUUUCAAGCAUGUAAUCAAUUGGAGUGUAUUUACUACAAUUUAACAGAAUACACAUGAUUUUGUUC
Messenger RNA from Diorhabda carinulata, 3103 nucleotides. RefSeq names its product pre-mRNA-splicing factor SPF27 (gene BCAS2). Lineage: Eukaryota; Metazoa; Arthropoda; Insecta; Coleoptera; Chrysomelidae. Gene Ontology annotation, biological process: mRNA processing. The record is from RefSeq and is a predicted model, not a curated record. The coding region runs from base 1599 to 2258 and encodes 219 amino acids. The transcript is spliced from 3 exons. Gene Ontology annotation, cellular component: catalytic step 2 spliceosome; Prp19 complex; precatalytic spliceosome.